Messenger RNA from Porites evermanni, 5818 nucleotides. Lineage: Eukaryota; Metazoa; Cnidaria; Anthozoa; Scleractinia; Poritidae. The record is from the annotation of a GenBank genome assembly.
AUGGGAAUUGAACAAGAAAGAUUUGUGGAUGUCAAUCCAGAACUCGUCUGCUGCAUUUGCGCUAAUGUUUUGGAAGAUCCAAUUGAGUCGCCUUGUCGACAUGUCUUUUGUUCAGAAUGCAUUACAAGGUGGCUGGAUAUGAGAACAACUUGCCCGACUUGCCGUCAGCCGUUGAAAAAUUCGCAGAUGAAACCUGCGCUGCCACUUCUGAGAAAUAUAAUCGCCAAACUACGAAUUCGUUGUAAUUUCAUCGAAGAGGGAUGCAACGAGAUAGUAGACUUUGAACAACUAGGAAGUCACGUUCGCUCAUGCCCGUACGCUCCAAUGACGUGCGAAAACGAGGGAUGUCACGAAAGUUUUCCUAGAAAAGACAGCUGUCGACACAAGAAAGAGUGCCCCUUUAGACGAGUUGUCUGUACUGCUUUUUCUAAUCGUGGCUGUGGCAUGGAAUAUAAAUUAUGUGAAGCAGCUGACCACAACUGUGUCGAGAGUUUGAAAAGUUUGGUCAGAGGUGUGUAAACUGGUACGGUACUACUACAAUCAUGGACAAAAGUCUUGGGACACUUUUGCGUUUCUGGGGCGUUUUCCAAUUCACACAGGUCCAACCCCUCCCCUCACCCCACAAACAAUGUUGGACGUGUGUAUCCAGAAUUUUUUCCGAGUUUCAACUUUGUAUAGGGUGGUGGGAGGGAGAACUGCAAGAAGAUUUCGAAAAGAAUGCACUGUUUUAAGAGGGAACUGAGAAAUGACAGAAAAAUAUGAAUAUUGCAGUACUGUCCCAAGGACUUUUGUCCAGGAUUGUAGUGGUACAAUUAGCGAUUAUUAGAUUUGACACCUUCACUUACCGUAUUUGGAAGAUGUAGGGCAAAACUAACUGAUUCGAUAGGUCAUUGCCCUAAUUCCUUGCAAAGGGAGGUUUAUAAUCUUGUCAGAAUUCGCAUCGCAUGUAACUCCCAUAACAAUCAGCAAGUGAAGUGUGAUCUUGCUUUGGCCAUAAAUAUCUCUCUCUAUUGGUUAAGGCGAAUCCAGUUGCCUAGCAACAAGGCAGCAUUUAAACAAAACCACCACAAACCUGGCCUGGUUGUUUUAGCAAGUGUCUAAGAGGUCUAGAAAUGCUUUUAAUGAUAAAUUUCGAAGGUAGAGGUACAGUGGAACCCCGCUCUGUAGACACCUGUAUAAAUUAUAAUGAACAGUUUUGUUUGUCCUAAUGAAAAGCUCAUAUAUUUUCUCUAAAAAUAACUAUCUUAAAUGGACAUUGGCUAAUACAGUCAAAAGACAUUUUCCCGUGUGCCGAGGCACAAACUCCCACAAUUUAUAUCAUCAACUCCACUUUACAGACACUGUUCAUCUGGGGACUGCCCACGUGUAGGUUCUGUCUUAUAUUUAGUCCACCUGGCUGAGACACAAGCUAAAAGCAUCAGAUUCCAUACAGAUUCCAUUGUCAUGUUUCAAGAACAACACUUAAGGCUAGAGGUAAUUUUAGUUUGAAACUAUGAUAAUCGAUCAUGAGGUUUCUCCGGCAUUAACUUGAUACAGUUGCAAUAGGCCUUUUGCAUUAGUUGAUCACGAGAUCAACUUUUGGCAAACACAAAAACAGUUCGCUUUUGAAAAAUUUUAAUAGCAAGAGCUGAAAGAGCAUAUCAAAAUUUAUUAACCUGUAAAUUUUCAGCCGUAUAUCUCAAAAGUAGCCAUUGCAAUGGCAGCCGAAUAUUAGAAGGAUUUGUCUGAGAAAAACAAUUUUUGCCACCCAGUCACACUUGAAUGGUUUUCCAUACAAAUCCUUGUAAAUUUUGAAAUUUUCAAACGUUGUUAAACCUUUCCCUUAAGCAUUUAUUUAGUUUUUCUGAUACAAAUCCUUCUAAUUUUUGGUGGCCAUUGCAAAUGCUACUUUUGAGAUAUAUGGCUGAAAAUUUGCAGGUUACCUAAUUUUAAUAUGCUCUUUCAGCUCGUGCUGACAAAAGUUUCCAAAAAUGAACUGUUUUUGUAUUUACUGAAAGUUGAUCACGUGAUCAACUAAUGCGAAAGGCCUAUUAAGAAUUUAAGCAAGGUUUUCUUGUAAAAAUAUCUGCUUUAGCCGUUAUAUUUAUAAAACAUGAAAUCCUUGACGUUUUUUUGAGAGCCUGCUUGAUACAGACGACACCAUAGCAUGCUGUCCCCUUGGUAUCCAUAUCAACCGGCUUCCACUGUACCUUUAACAGAAAGUGGAUGUGAUUUGGACCAUUAGCUUCAAAAUAACAGCUAAUAUCUAGGUACAAAAACAUAUGUUUCGCAUCCUACUUUGCAGAUGAGUUGUAUCAGCUUUGUUGGUCAUUUGUUUGUUUAAAAUAUUUGGUUUUUUACCGUCAAAAGCCCAGAGUUAUUUCCUUGACAUAUAUAUUUGAAUUUGUGUUCAAUACGGCUCGAUCAUCAACAAACAGCAUGGCAGGCGGAAGUUCCAUGGAAAAGGCUUUAAAUCAAAUUCUUUUCUUGCCAAUUAUAUAAAAUUAUCCUCAGUAGCACAGUAGUAAAGGAAAGACUGACUGAACAGGACGUGUGGGGUUCAAUUCCUGAUUAAACAUUUUUUUCUUUUGUUGUCGUUUUGUUAUGGUUGCUUUUUUUUUCUCAUAUAUUUUCUUUUCCCUUUUGGAAUUCCCUUUCUUUCUACUUCUGGCCCUUAGCCUCUCCUUUGCGAGGCUCAGCAAGUCACAUAUGUCUCGUAUAAAAAUUAAUAGUGACCUUGUUUCCAGGCAGUGACGAGGUAGCCUUACAUGUAGCAGUUUAACCUUGUCUUGACUAAACUCAACAUAUGUCAAAAGAGUUUACAGGUAUCCAAAGAUGAAAUAGCUAAAUGUCUGAUUAAAACUGAAUGGAAGAAAUGCAGGUAUAUUCCAUUAAUAUCGCUUGAUGGAUGUCAUUUUACGCACUUAUCAUUUCAAACCCUGUGGUGGGGAGGGGGAGAGGGAAUGCCAACAAUAGGUGGGGAUUUCACAGCAGUCCAUUCCCUCAGUGGAGGCAAGUACCUUUGCUUUAGUUCUUUUUGGUUGAGACUGGGACCAAGUUUUGAGUGUGGUUACAUAGUAUUCUCCUCCUUGGCUGUGAAAAGGUGUAUAAUGUAGGUCAUGCAUCAUGUUGUCUGUCUAAUGAGAGACAUUGGUUAAGUAGAUGAAAAAUGUUCAUCAUCAUUGUCAUGUUUAAACAGGGUGUGUUCUCACAAAAUGGUUUAAAUUAAAGGUUGUGCGAUUUGUAACAAGUUGAAUUCUAGUCCAGAGCCUCUUUAAUUACUAUAGUGGUCAUUAAUCCAUUUUAGUCCCAGUUUAAAUCUGUUUAACAGUCUGUUCCAGGUCAAAGGAUUGGUGACUUUUCCAAGUCAUGACUCUGAGCUUGAACUUGCUAAAAGAUUUAGUGCAAUUUCCACUGAUAAAAUCAGCACAUUAAGGUUUGCUAUUAAUAAUGUGCCGUCUAGAACUCUCUCAAUACCUUAUCAAGAACACCCUUUUAAACAUGUUUGCUUGGGUAAUUGGAAAUUAAUUUUUUUUUAUUUUUCUGAGGUAGAGGCAUCNCCUACUUUGCAGAUGAGUUGUAUCAGCUUUGUUGGUCAUUUGUUUGUUUAAAAUAUUUGGUUUUUUACCGUCAAAAGCCCAGAGUUAUUUCCUUGACAUAUAUAUUUGAAUUUGUGUUCAAUACGGCUCGAUCAUCAACAAACAGCAUGGCAGGCGGAAGUUCCAUGGAAAAGGCUUUAAAUCAAAUUCUUUUCUUGCCAAUUAUAUAAAAUUAUCCUCAGUAGCACAGUAGUAAAGGAAAGACUGACUGAACAGGACGUGUGGGGUUCAAUUCCUGAUUAAACAUUUUUUUCUUUUGUUGUCGUUUUGUUAUGGUUGCUUUUUUUUUCUCAUAUAUUUUCUUUUCCCUUUUGGAAUUCCCUUUCUUUCUACUUCUGGCCCUUAGCCUCUCCUUUGCGAGGCUCAGCAAGUCACAUAUGUCUCGUAUAAAAAUUAAUAGUGACCUUGUUUCCAGGCAGUGACGAGGUAGCCUUACAUGUAGCAGUUUAACCUUGUCUUGACUAAACUCAACAUAUGUCAAAAGAGUUUACAGGUAUCCAAAGAUGAAAUAGCUAAAUGUCUGAUUAAAACUGAAUGGAAGAAAUGCAGGUAUAUUCCAUUAAUAUCGCUUGAUGGAUGUCAUUUUACGCACUUAUCAUUUCAAACCCUGUGGUGGGGAGGGGGAGAGGGAAUGCCAACAAUAGGUGGGGAUUUCACAGCAGUCCAUUCCCUCAGUGGAGGCAAGUACCUUUGCUUUAGUUCUUUUUGGUUGAGACUGGGACCAAGUUUUGAGUGUGGUUACAUAGUAUUCUCCUCCUUGGCUGUGAAAAGGUGUAUAAUGUAGGUCAUGCAUCAUGUUGUCUGUCUAAUGAGAGACAUUGGUUAAGUAGAUGAAAAAUGUUCAUCAUCAUUGUCAUGUUUAAACAGGGUGUGUUCUCACAAAAUGGUUUAAAUUAAAGGUUGUGCGAUUUGUAACAAGUUGAAUUCUAGUCCAGAGCCUCUUUAAUUACUAUAGUGGUCAUUAAUCCAUUUUAGUCCCAGUUUAAAUCUGUUUAACAGUCUGUUCCAGGUCAAAGGAUUGGUGACUUUUCCAAGUCAUGACUCUGAGCUUGAACUUGCUAAAAGAUUUAGUGCAAUUUCCACUGAUAAAAUCAGCACAUUAAGGUUUGCUAUUAAUAAUGUGCCGUCUAGAACUCUCUCAAUACCUUAUCAAGAACACCCUUUUAAACAUGUUUGCUUGGGUAAUUGGAAAUUAAUUUUUUUUUAUUUUUCUGAGGUAGAGGCAUCCAAAAAGAAACAGUAGCGAUGCGAGUUACCCUUGCUUCAUAGAUGCUAGUGUUCUAUACACUGAAUACAUCUUACCAGCACAGGCCCACAUUGAGAACAGGUUCUUAAAGAAUUUUUUUGUUUUGUCGUCAUUAGGUUUGGAAAGUAGGGUAGCUACACUUGAACAAACAUUAACUGAAUUGAGACAGGAUAUGCAGGAACUGAAACAACAACAAGCAAGAACCAACCAUGUAACACAGGAAACUAGGAAUACUAGAAAUAGCAGCAGUGCUAUAGCAGGCCAGCAGCAGGAUGGAGACUCUGGAUUGAUUUCAUUGCUUUCUGAUGAUGAAGAAGAAAAUGAAAACCAGCUGUGGACACCAAGAACAAAUCUGAUCCAAGGGAUUAUUGCCGAUCGCGAAGGCUCGACUAGCAGUACAUUAGUCAAUCUUAUUGCAAGAGAUUUGCAAGAACUACAACAAGAAACUCUUAACCAGUUAGAAUUGGAUAGGACUCGUCGUCUGUCAAGAGCUUUGCGGCAGUCUGCUUCUGAAGCUAGAAGACACAGUAGAAGCCGGUCGCCAGUUGUUAGGAGAAACAGGGAAAUCUCUCUCGAUGUGGAUGGCACUCCUCCAAGACGACAGUCACUUCAAGCUCCUUCUAGUGCAUACACUCAGACUUCAUCAAGUGGUAACAUCACACAAGAACAAGGUACCUUACCAGUUGUACAUUCAAGAGUAAGAGCAAUGAUUAGGCCAACUAGUAUUGAAGACGACGUUUCUAGUCAAGUGGAUUCGGAGGAGAACAUAGCAGGCUCUUCAGAUGAAAGUGAUCAACACCAUACCGCAGAGAGUAGCUCAAGUGAUUUCAAUGCUGAAAGCCCUCAGUGGUCUCCAGACCACUCUCCUUCAUGUUCUUCAUCUGAUGAUUUUGGUGAAAUGGAUGGUUGGUGGAGGAACCUAGUUAACAGCUAUUCCAGCAGAUCAGCAACCUUAAGCAGUGGUGUAUCUUACCUUAGAGCAAACUUUCAUUAA